ACCUCUGCCAUUCUUACAAAAGCGUCGCGGAUCCUCUGCGAGUCAAAGCCGAGAGCGCUCAUCCUCCGAGAGAACUUCCCGCGCUCUGACAGGACGCAGGUGUCACGCGCGCGUGUGAGGAGUACCGUUAGUGAGGUAACUUUUCAAACGGUCCGUUUUCUUUUACAUACUUGUGGAUUGUGACUUUGUGAGAUGUUUUGGUGACUAGCGUCUUAUAAAACAACUGUGUAAACAGUUGAAGUCAAAACAAGGCUAUAGUGCGCUUUUUUAUGACUUUUUAUUUCAACGGACGUUAUGCUGGCUUGCUGACUGAUACUGAACAGAUUUACCAAAAUGCCUCGGCCAGGCAAGAACUCCUACAGUGAUCAGAAACCUCCGUACUCUUAUAUCUCGCUAACCGCCAUGGCCAUUCAAAGCUCCUCUGAGAAGAUGCUCCCCCUCAGCGACAUCUACAAAUUCAUCAUGGACCGUUUUCCGUAUUACCGCGAGAACACUCAACGCUGGCAAAACUCACUCCGCCACAAUCUUUCCUUCAACGACUGCUUCAUCAAGAUCCCCCGGCGUCCUGACCAGCCAGGAAAGGGAAGCUUCUGGGCCCUGCACCCGGACUGUGGAGACAUGUUUGAAAACGGCAGCUUCCUGCGUCGCCGCAAGCGCUUUAAGCUCCUACGGGUGGAGCAUUCGGCUUGCAAGAGCAACCCGGUCUUGCACUCCUACCACUCACAUGCCCAGCAUGCCUUGCAUCCAUCCCACCACCAUUCGGGCAAGCUGGGCGUGGGUCAUCCGGAGUACUUGGGCACCAUGGGCCGGCUCUCACACUUCCAGAGCUACACGCUUGGUGGUGGACAGAGCGGCAGCUUCAAGCACCCAUUCGCCAUUGAGAGCCUGAUUGGCAGAGACUAUAAAGGAGUGAUGGCCAGUGGGUUGCCCAUCGCCUCGGUCAUGCAUCACCUCGGGUAUCCCGUGCCUGCUCAGCUGGGCAGCAUGGUCAACUCCGUGUGGCCACAUGUGGGCAUGCUGUCCGAGCCGGUGUCUUCAGACUACCCACCGUUCAACGUGGCGGUCAAGGGGCUGUACCAUCACCACCCGGGAAGCCAGAGCAUGCCUGCUGUGCCCAUGCCCAUCAAACCCACACCAACCCUAGGCGCAGUCCCGUCCUUGACAGGCAUGACGCCGGGAGUAACGCAGCUGUGCCCGAGAACGGCAGCGCUGAUGGAGAGAGACGCAACAGCUCUGGUUGAGGAGAAAAGCGGGUCUCUCCAUCCUGCUCUCCUGCAGUCCUGAACCAAACGCUGAAGAUUCAAACGUGAGGGUACGUAGAGCAUGUUUUGGAGACGGCUGUGGACUGAUUUGAGAUGCCAGCCUUUUCCAGAAGAUCAUUUAAGACUUUCUUGGCUGUGUAUUAUAUUCUGCAGAGUGCAGAUUGUUCAGAUUUAGCAGUUUUCUGCUUUAUGUGUACAUGUUUUAGCUUCAGUGUACUGUACACAGGACUGUAUAAAAUCGAAAAACAAUGAUGUACAUUUUUUUUAAACCCUUAUGCGUUAAGCCUUAUAAAAACAACACAGACUGUGUAUAAUGAAUUAAAAAUGAUGAGUUGCAUGCUUGUACGCCACUGUUAAAACAGUGGAUUGCUGUGCGUCUGGGAGAGAGAGAGUAAUGAAAUAUGAAAUAUCCCAAAGUGAAUUUUGCUAAAUUAUUGUAUUCAUGUAAAAUAGAAAAUACCUUUAUGUUAUAUAUUAUCAUAAAUGUUACACAUGUAAAUAUGUGUAGAAUAUCAUCACUUACAGCAUUUGAAUUGCACUUGUGGUAUUUACUAACAUGACGUUGAAAUAUUUUAUGAAGAUGAAACAAUCAAAUAGACAAUUAUAGUGAAUAAAAAGCAGGCCUGGUUUAAGUGUGCUGUUUUAAAGUGGCAUGUGAGUUUCAAAAAUUGUAUAAGAUUUGUAAAUUAAGUAUUUUUAGAGUAAAAUCACAUUCCAGUU
This is a messenger RNA of Labeo rohita (rohu), 1982 nucleotides long. RefSeq names its product forkhead box B2 (gene foxb2). Gene Ontology annotation, molecular function: RNA polymerase II cis-regulatory region sequence-specific DNA binding; DNA-binding transcription factor activity, RNA polymerase II-specific. The record is from RefSeq and is a predicted model, not a curated record. Gene Ontology annotation, biological process: anatomical structure morphogenesis; regulation of transcription by RNA polymerase II; cell differentiation. Bases 334 to 1284 code for a protein of 316 amino acids. NCBI's taxonomy places the organism in Eukaryota, Metazoa, Chordata, Actinopteri, Cypriniformes, Cyprinidae. The transcript has a single exon.